UAGACGACUGACAUCCCAUGAUUGAGGAAGGUGUAGUAGGAGGAGCAGGAGCAGCAUGCCAAUUGCCAACCACAAAGUUGGAAACCCAUCCUUAAACACUACAAACUUGUCUACUUUCUUCCCUACCACUCCUACAAUACUACAACAAUACACCAUUUGCUGCUGCUAUGCUAAUCUUUAAUCUUUCUUUCAUUCAAUAAAUACUCCUUUUCCCUUGUUCACGUUUUUCUCCACCGACCCAACUCUCUGUAGAUCGGUGGAUUUGCGGUCAUCGGAACAGAUGUCUUCCGGCAGGUUUAUGGCGUACUCGCCGUCCCCUUCCUCUCCCCACAUCGCCGGCUUUCGUUCCGCUUCCUCCGCCCUCGUCGACCAGGAAAAGUAUCUUGCGGAGUUGCUAGCAGAGCGCAACAAGCUUAGUCCAUUUGUGCCCGUGCUUCCUCAUUGCUAUCGGUUGCUGAACCAGGCAGAAAUAUUGCGUGUAACUACAAUCUUGGAGAAUGCAUUGAUUUUAGAUCAAAGUGGGCUUGAACAUGCUAGCCCCAUGGCUUCAGGAGGAUUAUUUUCAAAUGGAGGAGCUAACAUGGACAGAUGGGCAUCACGAUUUCAAUCUGAAAAGAUGUCAGGUCUAGUGCAGACCACCAGUUCUCAAAACUGGCUCGGUGGUCAAAGUAGCUCAUCUGGUCAUAUUGUUAAGCGAUCAAUCAGAAUUGAUAUUCCUCUGGAGCAAUAUCCCAGUUACAAUUUUGUUGGUCGCCUCCUUGGACCUAGAGGGAACUCUCUUAAGCGAGUGGAAGCAAGUACAGACUGCCGUGUUCUGAUUAGAGGAUGUGGAAGCAUCAAGGACCCCGCAAAGGAAGAAUUGAUGAGAGGUAAACCUGGGUUUGAGCACUUGAAUGAGCCCCUUCAUGUAAUCGUGGAGGCAGAACUCCCACUGGAGAUAAUCGAUGCUCGGUUAGCACAAGCACGUGAGAUACUUGAAGAUCUCCUCAAGCCCGUGCAGGACGAAUCUCAGGACUUUUACAAAAAGCAGCAGCUUCGCGAACUUGCAAUGCUCAAUGGUACACUUCGUGAGGAAGGCUCCCAAAUGUCUGGUUCCGUGUCCCCCUUUAACAGCCUCGGGAUGAAGAGGGCCAAAACCACGGGGUGAUAAUCUUUCAGUUACCUGGCUUUGAAGCUCACAUGCAUGUUGAUCAUCUAGGCGCUACUAUGCAAUAGUAUCAACAACGCAACACUAGUUGCAGACUAUGCCUUCAACUCUCGUCGGGGCACUGGCACCAUCAUUUACCAGUUCUAUGAUGUGUAUAUGUGAAUAUGAUGCAGUUUGUGUUAGUAUUGCGUGGAGAUAGUUGUUGGCGUUAAGGAGCAGAGUACAAACUACGGGUAUGGUUUUGCUCAAAACACACAUUUCUCCCUCCCAGACUAGAUUGUUUUGUUUCAUCAACACAUUUCUAGUGUGUUAUUUCAUUGUUAAUGUUAAGGUUGUGAUGGAGUUUUGAUGAUGGAUAACUUCUGCCUGUAGUGUAUGCAUUGCAUUCAGAGAGGUGAAAUGCAAUGGUUUGUAUCAACAACAGAGUAUCAUUUGUCUCAUUUUAUAAAAUCAUUCUUUAUUUACAAA
Molecule: messenger RNA, 1615 nt
Organism: Ipomoea nil (Japanese morning glory)
Lineage: Eukaryota; Viridiplantae; Streptophyta; Magnoliopsida; Solanales; Convolvulaceae
Product: KH domain-containing protein At5g56140-like
Exons: 7
Coding region: 281-1147 (288 amino acids)
Biological process (GO): regulation of mRNA splicing, via spliceosome
Cellular component (GO): nucleus
Molecular function (GO): mRNA binding
Source: RefSeq, a predicted model, not a curated record